Molecule: messenger RNA, 848 nt
Organism: Prunus avium (sweet cherry)
Lineage: Eukaryota; Viridiplantae; Streptophyta; Magnoliopsida; Rosales; Rosaceae
Product: Ubiquitin-like superfamily protein
Molecular function (GO): protein binding
Source: RefSeq, a predicted model, not a curated record
GAGAAAGCAAAAGCUAAAGAGGUUACUUAGCAGAGGCAACAAGAAAAAGCAGAGAGGAAUUAAUCAACAUGAUUAAGUUGAGGUCAAAGAGGUUUUGCAGAAGCUUUUGCAGUUGUAAGCUCAUUAGCAGUAAUAAUAACAAGAUUAAAGCUGCUGCUUCUGCUGAUCAAAGUAAGGAGUUUGGAGGAGCCAUUAAUAACAAUGGUCAAAUCAAAUGGGAGCUUCGACCAGGAGGCAUGCUUGUUCAAAGGAGAGAGACUGCGGCUGAAAGGAGUGCUGGAGAGGGCUUGAUCACAGUUAGAGUCUCAGCUGUGUCUCAUUGCCAUGACAUCUCCAUUGAAGCCACUUCAACAUUUGGCGAAUUAAAGAUGAUAUUGUCAUUGGUGACUGGCAUGGAGGCAAGAGAGCAGAGGCUGCUUUACAAAGGGAAACAGAGAGAGGAUGGUGAAUAUCUACACAUGGUGGGUGUUAGAGACAAGGACAAAGUGCUUUUGCUCCAAGAUCCAGCAAUCAAGGCAAUGAAGCUUCAUGGAAUCGGAACUUCUACGACGUGUCGUACGAUUAGUGUAUGAAUGAUUAAGAAUCUUAAUCAUCACACUUGCUGAUCUUUAAUUAAUCUAUGUUCAUUAAUUACUAACCAGUAAAAAUUCAAAAAGUUUGUAAGUUUGGCUCAAAUUAAUAUGCCUUCCUCUCAUGACCUUGGCUAGCUAGACAUAUAUUAUAUUAAAAAUGUUAGAUAAUAGCUAGGGGACUUCUUGGUGUGUCCUUUUAAGCGUUGUAAUGGCUGAUGGAAUGUAGUUUAGUUUGCCCUACAUCAACUGUGUUUAUAAAAAUUAGGGUUGAUUUCA